Molecule: messenger RNA, 315 nt
Organism: Spirodela intermedia
Lineage: Eukaryota; Viridiplantae; Streptophyta; Magnoliopsida; Alismatales; Araceae
Source: the annotation of a GenBank genome assembly
AUGUGGCCAGGUCACGAGUACUUCCAGUGGGGCGCCAUCGACGCCUUCUCCGGCAGGGCGCGCUGCCUGGCGGCGCCGCCGUGUUCCGUGGAGAUCACCGUCUCCGGCGGUGGCGGCGCCGCCGGUGGCGGAGGGUGGUACUGCGAGUUCGUGCAGGUGACGGCGACGGGGCCCCGGCUGCCGUGCCAUCAGCGGACGUUCAAAGUGCAACAGUGGCUGUCCCUCGACGAGCCCCCUCACAAGCUAUCGGCUGUAAGGGACGAAUGCGGGUCCGGCGGCGGCGGCGGUAAUGACACCAGCAAGGGUUUGCAGUAG